GGGGCACAGGCGAGCGACUCGAGCUUAACCUGAGACCUGGGAUCUCACCACGCGGGUCCAGCUGUGGAUGUCCAACAUCGUUUGCGCCUGGAGUUCGUUCAAACGUGGAUAAGGGGACUCAGCCCUGAGAGAAGUAUUUAUUCCCGUUAGUGUAAAAAGGGUUAAUUGAAAGUGGUCCAUUCAACAUGGAAUUACCGGUUCUGGUUUUAGUGGCGGUGGUCCUAUCGUUCGGCACCAGCACUAAACUUAACGUGCCGCGCCUUCGACUGUCAUACAAAGAUCUGUUGGCCACAAACCGCACCUCCAUUUUCAGUGGUUUUCAUGGAGAUCUGCACUUGUCAGCUGUGUUUUUGGAUGAAUAUCAUGACAGGCUUUUCCUGGGAGGGAAGGAUGUUCUCUACUCGUUGAGACUGGAUCACAAACGUGAUGCUAAAGAGAUCCAUUGGCCUUCGUUGCCUGGGAACCGUGAGGACUGUAUUCUCAAAGGGAAGGAUCCCGAGACAGAGUGUGCAAACUUUGUGCGGUUGUUGCAGCCAUUUAACCGCACUCAUCUACUGGCCUGUGGAACUGGAGCUUUCCAACCUGUGUGUGCAUAUGUGAAUGUUGGACAGCGCGGAGAGCAUUUGUUCAGUUUGGAUCGCACCACGGUACAGAAUGGGAGGGGGAAAUGUCCCCGUGACCCCAAACUACCCUUUGCAAGCACCUUCACAGGUGGAGAGCUGUACUCCGGUCUGACUGCAGAUUUUUUGGGGAGAGACUCUGUGAUUUUGAGAGGUUUAGGGACUCGCUCGCCAAUGAGAACAGAGACGGAUCAGAGAAUCCUACACGAGCCCAGGUUUAUUGCGGCCCACCUCAUUCCUGACAGUGCAGACAGAGAUGACGAUAAAAUGUAUUUCUUCUUCACUGAAAGAGCAACAGAGACUGCAGAGCGAGGCGAUGAAGGAGCCAUACACACACGCAUUGGACGAUUGUGUGUGAAUGAUGUGGGUGGGCAGAGGGUUCUGGUGAAUAAGUGGAGCACAUUUAUUAAAGCCCGACUGGUGUGUUCGGUUCCUGGACCUCACGGCAUCCAAACACACUUUCACCAGCUGGAGGAUGUGUUUCUGUUAAGGACCAAAGACGAAACCAAUCCAGAGAUCUACGCAAUAUUCAGCACCAUCAGUAAUGUGUUUCAGGGCUAUGCAGUGUGUGUGUAUAGUAUGGCUGAUAUCCGUGAAGCAUUUAAUGGGCCAUUUGCUCAUAAAGAAGGGCCGGACUAUCAGUGGGGACCUUAUGAAGGACGAGUCCCUUACCCAAGACCAGGAGUGUGCCCUAGUAAGAUCACGGCCCAACCUGGUCGUGCCUUCCAAAAUAAUCUUGGGCGCAGUUGGUGUAAAGUCACUGCAAAGAAAAGAAAAGUGGUACCAGAUGAACAUAUCACUAAGACAGAUGAUGGUUUGUUGUUCCGCCGUGUGCUCCGUCAGGACGAAGGCAUCUAUGUGUGUCAAUCUCAGGAACACGGAUUCACACAAACCCUCUCACGCUUCUGGUUGGACGUCUUACACACCGACACCCUUUCGGACCUCCUGUCACGUGACAGCAAAUAUAAAGUAUGGUCACCGUGCCCUGCCAACACAGCCUCUACCAAUCGUGGCCCAGCCAGGACGUGGUUCAAGGACAUCUUACAGCUGAUUGGUCCUUCGAACCUGCCGCAGGUGGAGCAGUACUGUGAACGUGUUUGGUGUAAUGAGAAGCUGAGACGCAAACACAAAAGCAUGAUGAACAAAUAUCGGCAAGUGCAGGACUCUGCACGGAGAGCACGAGUCCAAAAGAGCACAGGAGAAUCCCGAAUCCGCUCUCCACGGGACCUCCACUCACAAGAGUAAAAUACAGAGCCACAUGAAGCAAUAUGGACUUCCAAAGGAAAGUGGACGUGAUUUUUAGAUGCUCUCAUACACACACAAACAUACUUGUUUUUGUUUGUGGUGAUGUAAAAUAUUAUAGGUUGUGUGUCUAACAAUCCAAGAUCUCUCCCUGUUAAUUAGGACAUUCUUGAGAGUCCUUUCCAAAAGUUCCUGUGACCAUGGCAGCCGGCCCUCAUCAUCUCACAGUAGACCAUGGCUGAUGUCUUAAGAGCUCAGCAGCUGCAAAACCUUUUUACUGGAACAAAUGAGGGUAGACAGGAUGGAACUAGUAGAUUGGAGCGCUGACCCUGCUAUAACAGGUGCCAAAAAA
Molecule: messenger RNA, 2214 nt
Organism: Sinocyclocheilus anshuiensis
Lineage: Eukaryota; Metazoa; Chordata; Actinopteri; Cypriniformes; Cyprinidae
Product: semaphorin-3G-like
Exons: 12
Coding region: 186-1865 (559 amino acids)
Biological process (GO): axon guidance; semaphorin-plexin signaling pathway; neural crest cell migration
Cellular component (GO): plasma membrane
Molecular function (GO): semaphorin receptor binding; chemorepellent activity
Source: RefSeq, a predicted model, not a curated record